UUGGCCUUCUCCUCUCCAGUUCAACCCAUCCACAGAACACACGCAUAUUGGCCUUUUCUCUGUUUUCAUUAAACGUCUUUGUUACUCUCUAAAAGCGAGCACGGAAACAAAUGGCUGCGGAUUUUUCAUUCAACGAGGAAGAUAUGGUGGUCGACGAAGGAGUUGGGUACUCAAAGGCCUAUGCAAAGCUGUGUAGGGAUCGUGAAGCUGCCGGCACUUACAGCCACGGCCCUCCCUUCACUUUCCUCCCAUGUGCAUUGCAGCAACAUGAGAUUCAGAGAGCAAAGGACUUAGAACAAAUCUUCCCAAUUGUUGAUCAAAAAGCAAAGCCAACAGGUAAACCCAAGGUUUUUGUUGGCCUCUUGUGGAAGCAACUCAAUCACCUAGGGAAUGCUGGUUUUGAUCCUGAAGUAAUAAGAGUAGAUCCAUACGGAAAUGUUCUAUAUUUCCAUGCAGAUAAAGCCUCUCCUCUUGCUUGGGACAUUGACCACUGGUUUCCUUGUCAAAGGGGCGGAUUAACAGUUCCAAGUAAUCUGAGGAUACUUCAAUGGCAAGUGUGCAAGGGAAAGCAUAACAAGUUAGAGUUUCUUGUUCCAUGGUGGGAUCUUCAGCUGGGAAUUUCCGUGAACCAGUUUUUAUCCAUAUUUGCUUCUUCCAAUUCGGAUUUCAGGCGUAGGGCAUUUUCAUUUUUGUUCUCUCAAGGAGAAAAUGAAGAAUUAAAUGCUUCACAGAAUGUGGAUUCACAUUCUUUUCCACAACAUUUCUUUCAAUCAAAAGAACAACUAGGCCUUGCUCCUGCUGCCCUUGUUGUAUCUCGAAGAGAAUCCUAUGAUUCUUCAUUGGCUUUGAAAUCACUGGAUUACAAUAGGCAGAUAACGCCCUAUUCUCCUGCAAUUGCUGCGAGAAAAGUAAAGCAAGGUGACUUGAAAGAAAAUGAGAACCCAGACUUUGUUACAAACCCCUACCAAGCCAUUGUCAUGGCCAGGGUUUCUCUGAAGCAAGGGGAAGAAGCUCACAAGAUGCAAGUUGAAAUGCAGAAAUUAGAUGACGAAGUUAAUGAAAUGAGGACCAAGAAUGAUGAGGAAAAGCUUGCUAUUCAGGACUUGGAGUUGGCACUGAUUAAGCGUAGGAGAAGGGCAGAAAAGUGCAAGAGGCUAGCAGAGGCACAGUCUUCAUAUAGGACCAUGUUAGAGAAGAUGAUUCGAGAUGCCAUGCACCAGAGUAUCAUUUACAAGGAACAAAUGAGACUGAACCACGCUGCAACUAAUGCAUUAAUGGCAAGGCUCGAAUCACAGAAGGCAAUUUGUGAUGCAUCAGAGAGAGAUAUCCACAAGAAAUUCAAACAAAGAAAUGAGCUUGAGAAACAAUUAAGGCCUGAAUGGGAACAUACGAGGAAGAAAUCAAGAAUGGAUGAUACCUUACACGAGGAUGCAGACCACAAACCUUGUCCUUAUUUGCUAGGAACCAAGCCAAGCACACCUCUGCAUAAGGAGCUGAGAGUAUUUCUAGAGGAAGAAAGGAAAGCAUCUGAAGAUAGGAAGACUGAAGAAAUUGAAGAGGAACUGAAAAAAUCUGCAAAAUCCCUGUUUAUGAAGGAUCCUGAUGAGCAUAAUAAAUCCAUUGUUGCCUUGGAGAACUAUGAAAUCCCAAUUGAGCAUAAGCUUCAGGCACUAGAUAUAGGUGAUGGGAAGAGAGAGGAAAUUCAAUUCCCAAGUAUCAGAGUACAAGUAAUAGAGGAAGACGAAGAUGAAGAGAGUAGGAAGCAAAGAGGGAAAGGAAAUGUAGAGAGGUGGUUACAAAUGUUGUUGAACUCUCAAGAUGAGUUGGAACCUGAAAACUCAAAUGGCCAUGAAAAAUCCAUGACUGAUGAUAUAAUUACAAAGCUGAAUCAGAAGUUCCCACAGGAGGCCAAGAGUUCAAAGCAUCCAGGAUUUGAUCAAGGAAAGAAGAUAGAAGAAAUUGUUGAGAUAGAAGCAAACAAAACAGAGACAAGGACUGUAAAGAAAGCAGUGAAAAUAUGAAACUUAAAUUUAUAUAUUUCAGUACAUUUUGUAUUAUAUGUACAUUUUUUUCAUUCUUAUAAUCUUACUUUUUUAUAGAUUGCCCAUGGCUGCAAAAUCUGAAUAAUCUAGUGACAUCUAUGUAUAUUUGGUCUUUGAUUUAUGUAUGAACUUCUUGUGUUGUGAAUAAAUUAAGUUCAACUUCUUGUGUUGAUAA
Molecule: messenger RNA, 2217 nt
Organism: Manihot esculenta (cassava)
Lineage: Eukaryota; Viridiplantae; Streptophyta; Magnoliopsida; Malpighiales; Euphorbiaceae
Exons: 7
Coding region: 111-2021 (636 amino acids)
Source: RefSeq, a predicted model, not a curated record